CUUCAUUUCAGUAAGAUGCUUGUUAAACAUCAUAGCUGAUAGAGAUACUCAAUGUAAGUCUGGCAGAGUGGCCGUCAACCUGAGAAGUUCAGUGAAAAGGGGGUUUGUUGGAGUUUUUGGUAACAAUGCGCUUGUCGAAAGCUCUGAUAGAAAUGGACUUGCCAGAUUACACUGCUGCCUUAGACCCUGCUUAUACAACUCUGGAAUUUGAGAAUAUGCAAGUGUUAGCCAUGGGUAAUGAUACAUCUCCAAGUGAAGCCACCAACAUGAAUUCCGCUAACAACAUUGGGCUCAGCACUCUAUGUGCAAUUUGUGGUGAUCGGGCUACAGGAAAACAUUACGGUGCGUCCAGUUGCGAUGGCUGCAAAGGGUUCUUCAGGCGAAGUGUCCGAAAAAAUCACAUGUAUUCCUGCAGGUUUAACAGACAAUGCAUUGUAGAUAAGGACAAACGAAACCAAUGUAGAUACUGCAGAUUAAAAAAGUGCUUUAGAGCAGGAAUGAAAAAGGAAGCUGUGCAGAAUGAAAGAGACAGGAUAAGUACGAGGCGAUCCAGCUAUGAGGACAGCAGUUUGCCUUCAAUUAAUGCACUUAUACAAGCAGAGGUUCUUUCUCGUCAGAUCUCAUCUCCUCUUUCAGUGAUAAACAGUGACAUCAGGUCUAAAAAGAUUGCAGUGAUCAGUGACAUAUGUGAAUCUAUGAAACAGCAGCUUUUGGUCUUGGUAGAGUGGGCUAAAUAUAUCCCAGCUUUCUGUGAGUUACCACUGGAUGAUCAGGUUGCCUUAUUGCGAGCCCAUGCUGGGGAGCAUUUACUGCUUGGGGCAGCAAAACGUUCCAUGAUGUAUAAAGAUGUUCUGCUCUUAGGCAAUGACUACAUUAUUCCCCGCAAUUGCCCAGAGCUGGAAAUAAACCGUGUAGCAACUAGAAUUCUGGAUGAACUGGUGCAAACAUUUCAAGAGCUUCAGAUCGAUGAUAAUGAAUAUGCCUGCCUGAAAGCAGUUGUUUUCUUUGAUCCAGAUGCCAAAGGACUCAGUAAUCCGGCCAAAAUAAAACGCAUGCGGUUCCAGGUGCAAGUCAGUUUGGAGGACUAUAUUAAUGACAGACAGUAUGACUCUCGGGGGCGAUUUGGAGAGCUGCUGCUAUUGCUACCCACUCUACAGAGUAUCACUUGGCAAAUGAUAGAGCAAAUCCAGUUUGUUAAACUCUUCGGAAUGGCUAAAAUUGAUAACCUUCUUCAAGAGAUGCUUCUGGGAGGUACUGCAAAUGAUGCGCCACACACACAUCAUUCACUACAUCCUCAUCUAGUCCAGGAGCACCUGGCAAGUAAUGUGAUAGUAGCCAGUACAAUGCCUGCUCCAGUUCAAAAUGGGCAGAUCUCCACACCUGAAACUCCAUUACCUUCUCCACCUGGAAGUUCUACAUCAGAGCCAUACAAACUAGUAGCAGGUUCUGUAUCAAAACCACCAACAUCAGUUCCUCAGCAAACCAUUCCAAAACAAGAGGCAAUUUAACAGAUGGGAAGCAUCUCAGAGCAAAAGUCAUCAAUAAAUAGCUCAACAGAUUUUCUACCGCAAGAGAACUGUUUUAUGAGAACACAGUUCUACCAAGAACUAAUAAGAACUGUGUCCCAUUUUAAAAGAUGACACAGAUGAAAUCAUAGAUAAGUAAAAGAUUAAUGUUAAUAUAUGUUGAACUGACUGCCAGUCUAAUACCAUACCCUUAGGUUUCCAAGAGACUGCUUUUCACUAUAGAAAAUUGGAUUAAGUUCAAAUUCAGGAUAUAUCAUGAUAGUCAUUUCCUUCAACUUAAUAGUUGAUUUUAACUCUGGUUGCCUGGUGGUUAUUGCAGAGGAAGAGGAUUACAAGGAUGAAGUUUAAGAUAAUAGAGGGCUCAUAGUAUGUCUGGAUGCCUCCUGUUUGGAUUUUAACUCAUCUGAGACACUGAAGAGCAUCAGAUAGCACAUGGCCAGUGAGGUAAUCAACAUCACAACACCAAUUUAACUGAAAGAUUUAAGAGCCAACUAUGAGAUUUGGUAGGAAUCAAUGAAAAGGCCAGAUUAAGUUUUCAAUUUGAAUUUUUUUGGACAUUACUAACGGGUCCUCAAGCUUUACUCAAAGUUAAUGUGCCUUCUCUUUUAGGCUUUGGCUCUCUCUUUCAGUGCCAUAUCCUAUGAAACUUUCCCACAAUAACAUCACCUCAGAAAUGAUCCCUUUGUAUCCUCAGUGUGCUUUGCCCCCAGCUUCCAGCCCUGAUGUCAGUCACGUCCAGUAGACAGUAAUGCAAUAUUCAAAAGGGGCCCAGUUUGUGUCAACAACCUGAAUUUCAUGCUGAAGUCAUCAUGACGGCCUCACACCCACCCUACAUCGUAUCCACCACAGCAUUCCCCAAGUUGAAAGCAGGUUUUCCUAGUGAACUGAUACAAAUGAAGUGUAUGCAUUCAUCUCACUUAAAUAAUGUUCAGUAUCUGACAUAUAGUCAGAAUGCACAACCGACUGUGAAUUAGAUUUUGACAUGAACUCAGGAUUAAUUUGCAAUUUUUUGACUCUGAGUACAAUGAUUCUCAGUGCAAUUUUCAAUGCACACCUACUUUGAGCAGACCUAUCUUUUGAACUAUAAGUAAUUUUAAUAUUUAUGAAUUGGUAGUAUUUGGACUUUUCUAUAAAUUCAGUUCCAAUGUCCUUCCUCUCAGUUAGUAUUAGCAAACUUUUGUGUAUCAUAUUUUUAAAUUCUCUUUUAUACCAUUUCAAUUUAAGUAGAUGUACAUAUGAGAGAAAAAAGAUUUUAUAUGUUUAAAAUGUUUAGCCUACUUAAAAAGAUUUGUUCUCCUUGCUACAAAUAUAAAGUAGUAACAUUUUCUGAUCCCGUAAUUUCAUCUAAUGGUCUGAAAGUAAUUUGUAGUUAUUCUUCAGUGUACAAACACAUACAAGUAUACGUACAAUACACAUUAAAUGUCAAAUGUUUUAAAACAGCCAUACUUACUUGGACUGCCACAAGUGGAUCCUAUACCAAGAUAGGAUGUCUUGUUUUCAAAUGCCACUUACCCCCACAUAGCAGCAACAAUGUAUCACUUCACUUAAUCUAGACAAACACAGAAAUCACACGUGAAUUAAGAGGAGUCAGGGCUAAUCAACUGCUAAUUGAUGUCUUGUACAUCACAAUGGAAAAUAUUUGUCAAAAGUACUUUUUAUAAAAAUGAGGCUAAGGACAUUCUGAAGUUGUGAAAUAUGUGAGAUAAUUGCACGUAUUUUUAUUUUUUGUAUACUUUUGGGAGGCUAUAUAUGAGGUUUCUCCUAUCUGACCCCCUUUCCUUCAGCAGGCAAUAAGAGAACCUCAGAAAAACGGUGUAAAUGGGAUUUUGGGCAGGCUUACCAACCAGUCUUUUUAAGGUAGCCACAAUUUUUUUUGCAGUACAAACUAUUAACAUGUGGGUUUUGCAUGUUACCAUCAUGACACCAAUUGCAUUAAGGCCUUAAUAAAUGCAAGUAGAUUAAUAAGAGCAAAAAUAUACCUUUUGAAGAACAUGAAAAACAAUACUGUCAUACUUUCUCCUCCACCAGGUUUGUUAUUUGGACCCACACAGGCUUAGGAUGAGUAACUAUUCACGGACCUUUUUACCAAUUUUUCUGUCUUCUGCAAAUUUCCCAACUAUGCCUCCCACACUCAAAUUUAAAUCAUUAAUUUUUACCAUAAACAGCAAAGUGUGCUCUGUGGAACACUGCUAGAACCUAUUUUCCAUUCACAAAAACAUUCAUCAACCACUAUCCUUUAGUUCCCAUCACUGAGCCAAUUUUGGAUCAAACUCACCACAUUUCCAUGCACCCCAUGGGCUUUAAUUUUUUUCUGACUGUACUUUGUGGGCCCUUGUCAAAUGCCACAUUAAAAUCCACUUAUUCAGUGUCCAUUGCACUCCCGCAUCAAUCUUCCUUAUUACUACUUCAAAAACUUAAAUUCAGUCAGUAAGAUGUGACCUUCCCUUAACAAAAUCAUGCUGACUGUCACUGAUUAGAAUGCACUACCUCAAGCACAUUUUGCUUAGUACAGAGACUGUGCCAUCAAAUGAUAAUUCAGGUUGAUUUUUUUGUAUAAAUGUGAGCAGAUUUGCUCUUUUCAGGAAUCUACAUAUGUUUAAAGUGAAAAACAUCACUUACAAAAUAUUAAAAUGGGCUGAUGAAAAUGCUGGCAAAAUGUAAUUUUUGUAUAAUUUUUGCUUUAUCAGUCAAUGGAAUUACAAGCAAGCCCAAAUAUUGUUAUUCUACUUGCUGAAAGCAAAGAUUACUUUUUGACAUUACAGCUACAUUAUGCUUUGAAUUUCUUAAGGUCUAUUAGCAGAAUAUUUUUGUUUUAAAAACAUAUUUAUUAUGUGCCAUUUUAUUUAAACCAAGAUGAUUCUUCCUUUGUAUAAAAAUGCUUCUACUGCUUAUUACUUCAGUCUCUACUUUCCUUAUUGUGAAAUAAUUCUGGGGUAAUAUUUGGUCUAUUUAAUAUACAGGGUUUUAAUAGCACUGUGGUAAAAUCUUUACUGCAUUGUAAAGAGUAUAUUUAAAAGACACCAGCUAUAAUGGAAUAAUGAAUAUGGUGUUUAAAAUAUCCUUAAUUGAAUAUGUUACCAUGUAUCGAUUCUUUUAUUAUUCUAUGUGUAUUUUAAACAAUUUAUUGGUUGAAUGCUUGUGAUGUAAUCUAAUUGGCUUUAUCCAUUAAAUACAGUACACAAAAUCUCACUACAUUGCAAGUUGCCCAUUAAUGCUGUUGUAUGCAAAAGCAUGAACGCCCUGAAAGAUAGUGGCCAGAUUUCAUACUUCGUGUGGCAAAGGCACAGUCGAGUUACCAUGUCUGUAAAUAUAGAUUUGGUCCAGGAAUGACUGAAUGGCCUGAAGCUUAUUGCUGACUUGUACACUCAAGGUCAAUUGUCUAACAGAGUCUGAAAAUAUAAUUUUAAUAUUUAGAUUCCUGUCCCUCUAACAGUUAAUUUGAAAAUCACAAACAAAAAGACUGGUAGAGCUUCAAACCAAAAAUUCUACCAGGUGCCUUACACUCUAGAAGGACAACUGGCUUGUCAUGUAAAAUAACACGAACAGCAUGGGUUCAGUGCCUGCUACUGGCUGAGGUUAUCAUGAAAGAUGAUCCUUCUCAACUUCUCCCCUUGACUGAAGUGUGGUGACCUUCAGAGCAAGUCACCACCAGUUAUCUCUCUUCCAAAUGAGAGAGCAGUUCUAUGAUGUGGUAAAACUAUGGUAGCUUUACCAUUUUACUCUGACUCCACUAUGAAAAUCAUUGCCUGUUUGAGUGCUACUGGUCUCAAAAUGGUUGAUUUUGCAAAAUAUGUGCCACUCAACAACAUCUUGAGAAAUGUUUGAACAUCCUGUGUUUCGGUGUAUUAUGUAGAAAUAGUCCCUUGUAGAUUAUUGUCUGAUAAUGCCAGUUGGUUAACACAUGGCCAAAAUUCACAAGCCAAAAAAUAAUGGUAAAGUUAACAUAUAAACUAAACAACACAUCAUCAACCAUAGCUUUCUGAAAAAUUAACAUGAUUUUAUGUUAUCCCAGGUGCAGGUUACUAUCUCAAGCCUCAAAAUGAUCUUUCUGAUUGGCAGCAAUUCUCUAUACCCUUGUAUAAACAUAGAAUUUGAAUAUGUAUGUUCAUCUACAAAAUACAGCAUUCUUUGUCUUUUGAUGUGUUGUACUUUAAAUUUAGUAAAAAAAAUUCUUAUACAUCUUGUAUGAUGAUAAUGAUAUGCAUAUUCAUACAAACCACUGUUCAGUUGUCAAAGGGUUGAUAUCCCACUAAGUAUAGUGGUUAAGCAGAUAUUGACAAGGAGUCUGAUUUUUAUCUGCUUGUGGCAAAAGUGCCUAUGAUAAAGCAUUAGUAGAUUUGUAACUGUAGAUUUUGCACUUCACAUAUUGAACUAUUUUAGUGCUUAUAGCUUCUGGGUGUGGUUCUAGUGCUCAAAACUGCCUGAAGUUCUAAAAAGAAAAUAGUUUUUCUUCUACCUGCAUCCAGGUAGCAUUAAAGUGUACAUAGAACAAAUAAUGACAUUUACUCUAAUUAAUUUAUUGUAAUAUAGAUGUAAUUUUUCAUGGAACUCUGACAUUAUUUUUGUAAAUCAUUUCACUGAUUAAUAGUAAUUAAGAUAAUAACAUAAUUAAGUAGCACAACUGUACAUUGCAUUUUUAAUAAUUUUUGUCCUUGCAUUUUCACUGUAUAAGGUAUUUCUAUACUGAUAUUUCAUUGCAAUGAAUACAGUUCCCUUAAGUCUCUAACAUACACUGCCACAGUCCUGAAUACUGUAGUUAUUAAUGUAUUGUUGUUAUUCCUUUAAACCACGUAAAAACAGAAAUAAUAAAGAAAAUCUUUUUCUAUA
Stegostoma tigrinum is the source of this 6353-nucleotide messenger RNA. It is a transcript of the gene hnf4a, whose product is annotated as hepatocyte nuclear factor 4, alpha. Lineage: Eukaryota; Metazoa; Chordata; Chondrichthyes; Orectolobiformes; Stegostomatidae. Gene Ontology annotation, biological process: cell differentiation; positive regulation of transcription by RNA polymerase II; anatomical structure development. The coding region runs from base 126 to 1508 and encodes 460 amino acids. Gene Ontology annotation, molecular function: nuclear receptor activity; zinc ion binding; RNA polymerase II cis-regulatory region sequence-specific DNA binding. The record is from RefSeq and is a predicted model, not a curated record. The transcript is spliced from 10 exons.